Molecule: messenger RNA, 912 nt
Organism: Penicillium bovifimosum
Lineage: Eukaryota; Fungi; Ascomycota; Eurotiomycetes; Eurotiales; Aspergillaceae
Exons: 1
Coding region: 1-912 (303 amino acids)
Molecular function (GO): hydrolase activity
Source: RefSeq, a predicted model, not a curated record
AUGAAGUUGACGGUUAUUGACAACGACUCGGCCUUCGCCAUCCUACCACCAACACCACCGUCCCUCUGGCAACAGUUCUGUGCACGGCCUUGUCUCUUCCUCGCCAACAAGCUCUAUUCAUGGCGCCCAAAGGCACCUCCGGACGCCGAAUUCGGCAUCACCAUCGUUUGCAUUUCAAACACUUACAAGGAAAGGCCAGAGUUACCAGAGGGCGACGUCCUCAUCCACGCUGGCGAUCUCACGACCACGGGGUCGCUCGCCGAGCUCGAAAUCACACUGAAAUGGCUUCAUACCCAGCCUCAUCCCAUCAAAAUUGUCAUCGCAGGUAAAAACGACUCUUAUCUUGAUUAUUUCAAGAGGGGCAGUCCUGCCUGGGCAGCAGGACUCGAGCCAGACGUUAAUUGGGGCGACAUCAUUUAUCUGCACCACGACUACGUUGCCCUUCAAUGUCCGAAUGGGCGCGAAGUCACUAUCUUCGGAAGCCCAUUCUCACCGCGGACCACUCCUUCCGCGGGUUUUCAAUACCCUCGGGGUGCAGACAUCUGGGCAGAAGUCACUGAUGACGUUGAUAUUUUCGUCACUCACACUCCACCAUGGACCCAUCUCGACUCACUCCGAGGCUGUCCUCAUCUCUUGAACAGGAUGUGGAGAUGUCCUCCUCGACUGGUUAUUUUCGGGGGCUCUAUUGAGAACUGGGGUGCGAAGUAUUUGCACUAUGAUGCUUUGCAGAAUGCUAUGGAGGUCAUGGAGCAUGAUGGUGGCGGUUUCUUCAAUCUUUUGAGGGUUAUCAAAGGGUUUUUGCUGGCCUUUUUGCAUCCCCGCCGUAAAGCCGUGACACUGCUGGUCAAUGCAUGCUAUUCCGAGGGAAUGUGGAGCGUAGGACAGCGAAAGCCGGUCAUUGUAACUUGUUAG